AAGGCUUUCCUGAAUCUUUGUAAGCAAGUCCAGUUGGCCUAGAGUUCACUCUCGCUCAUACAGAUAAACACCCAUCAACAUUGCGACAGUUCUCCCACUGUUCACUUUCCGAGAAUCCUAAGCUGUAGCGCGCAAGCAAGAAAACAAUGUUGGCCCCAGUGAAGAUUGUACUUGGCCUUGCGAAUGUUGGAGACAGAACUCAGGACAAUACUGUUCGAUAUGACACACCAGAGGAAGUUAAAGCUUAUCUGGACGCUUUCUACGACCAUGGAGGCAGGGUUCUGGAUACCGCCCGCGGCUACUCGCCUCAUGCUCCUGGCUCAUCGGAGGAUAGAUUGGGCGUCGUUGGAGCUGGUGACAGAUUCCUAAUCGAUACCAAAGUCGUGUCUUUCGUGCCAGGCAGCCAUGCGAGGGCCAGUAUUCAGGAAAGUAUCGUUAAGUCUCUGGAGUCAUUGAAGAUGUCAGCGGUCAACGUCGAGUAUCUGCACGCACCGGACCGCUCAACUCCAUUUGCGGAAACAGUCGGGGCUCUCGACCAGGCCCACAGAGAGGGCAAGUUCAGGUUCUUUGGACUCUCCAACUACACAGCGGCGGAGGUGGAAGAGAUUGUCAAGAUAUGCGAGGAGAAGGGAUUUGUCAAGCCAAGCGUGUAUCAAGGGCAGUAUAAUGCCAUCGUGCGGAGUGGAGAGAAGGAGCUUUUCCCUGUACUACGGAAGCAUGGCAUUGCCUUCUAUGCAUGGAGUCCAGCAGCCGCGGGUCUGUUUGCUGGUAACCACAAGAAUAUCAAGCCAGGUGACCGCUUUGAUCAGUCUGUAGGUUUUUGUGCUACUGAGCGCAAGCGGCAUCGUUGUUAACGAUGGUUGAUAGCACACUAUGGGCCAAUUGUUCGCGAGCGGAUACCUCAAAGACGACAUCAUAGCUGCGGUCGAUCGGGUAAUCGACCUCCUGGUUAAGUAUGGAAUCAACGGUCACGCCGCAGCUCUCAGGUGGACCGUCUACCAUAGCAACCUUCGAGCAGACCUUGGCGAUGCCGUGAUCAUCGCUGCUUCCAGCGUGCAGCAACUGAAGUCAAACUUUGACUCCGUUGCGGAGGGCCCUUUACCACGUGAGGUACUGGACGUUCUCGAUGGGGUGCAUGGCGAGGUCGCAGGUUCGGAGUUUCCGUACCAUGCCUAGGGUUCCGAAUCAGGAGUACCGUAUCUGUUCGCGGUCCGUAUCAAAUGCUCACCAUAUGUAUAGCCAUAUGACAUCUCAGCAAAGUUGUCGCCUCAAGCCUAAGCCAUGAGUGAAUGUCUAAAGCGCGCAGUAUCAUAUGAACGUGUCUAAUCCCCGUC
Molecule: messenger RNA, 1334 nt
Organism: Baudoinia panamericana UAMH 10762
Lineage: Eukaryota; Fungi; Ascomycota; Dothideomycetes; Mycosphaerellales; Teratosphaeriaceae
Exons: 3
Coding region: 147-854 (235 amino acids)
Source: RefSeq, a predicted model, not a curated record